Messenger RNA from Pochonia chlamydosporia 170, 648 nucleotides. Its product is annotated as protein transport protein sec22. NCBI's taxonomy places the organism in Eukaryota, Fungi, Ascomycota, Sordariomycetes, Hypocreales, Clavicipitaceae. Gene Ontology annotation, cellular component: ER to Golgi transport vesicle membrane; endoplasmic reticulum membrane; endoplasmic reticulum-Golgi intermediate compartment. The coding region runs from base 1 to 648 and encodes 215 amino acids. Gene Ontology annotation, molecular function: SNAP receptor activity. Gene Ontology annotation, biological process: retrograde vesicle-mediated transport, Golgi to endoplasmic reticulum; vesicle fusion with Golgi apparatus; endoplasmic reticulum to Golgi vesicle-mediated transport. The transcript is spliced from 2 exons. The record is from RefSeq and is a predicted model, not a curated record.
AUGAUUCUCUCAACCCAAAUAUCACGGCUAGACGGCCUCAUGCUCUGCGCCUCCGUCGACGACUCCCCCGAACCCCCCUCCCUCACCUCCCUCAAAUCCCAAGUCCGCCAGAUCCUCCGCACCAUAACCCGCAACUCCACGCCCCAAGCGUCCAUCGAGUCGCCCCCCCAAACGAUCCACUACCUCAUCGACAACGACGUCAUCUUCCUGUGCAUCUGCGACGCCAGCUACCCCCGCAAACUGGCCUUCACAUACCUCGCCGACCUGUCGCGCGAGUUCCUGACCACCCACCCCCCGCAGCAGGUGCACUCGCCGUCCCUCCGGCCCUAUGCGUACAUGGACUUUGACAGCUUCAUAAGUAAGACGAAGGCGACGUAUGCGGAUGCCCGGGCCGCGCAGAAUCUGGACAAGGUGAACGACGAGCUGAGGGAUGUGACGAAGGUGAUGACGAAGAAUAUUGAGGAUUUGCUGUACAGGGGGGAUAGCUUGGAUAAGAUGGGCGAGAUUAGUACGCGGUUGAAGGAUGACAGUAUGAAGUAUAGGAGGGCGGCGGUGAGGAUUAAUUGGGAUUUGUUGCUGAAGCAGUAUGGCCCGUUUGCGGGGCUGGGGUUCUUUGUUUUGUUGUUUGUGUAUAUGCGCUUCUUUUGA